This is a messenger RNA of Lates calcarifer (barramundi perch), 5210 nucleotides long. RefSeq names its product fibulin-2. The coding region runs from base 208 to 3819 and encodes 1203 amino acids. The transcript is spliced from 17 exons. The record is from RefSeq and is a predicted model, not a curated record. Gene Ontology annotation, cellular component: extracellular region. NCBI's taxonomy places the organism in Eukaryota, Metazoa, Chordata, Actinopteri, Centropomidae. Gene Ontology annotation, molecular function: calcium ion binding.
AGGGCGCUCCCAGCCUCCCAAGUCAGAGCCAGGACAUAAACUUCAUGCACGAGUUUUCUUCAGGAGAACACCAGCACUGAGAGAUCAGAGACGCAAGGCUAAAAGAUACAAAAAUAUUUCACAUGUGGAAUAAAAUCUAGCCUGAAGAGAAGCUUUCUCAACAACUAAUAAGGAAUACUUCAUUUUUUUUAACCUUUUUUAUGCAAAAUGAACAUUCAGAAGGCAAUCAUGUUGUUUUUAUGUUGGAUGAUUCUGUGCAUGGACAUCUGUCUAAGCCAGAAAGACUGCACAGGUGUGGACUGUCCUGUUCUGCAGGACUGUAUCGACACAGUUUUAGAGAAGGGUGCCUGCUGCCCCACCUGUGUGCAGAGGGGCUGCACCUGUGAGGGUUACCAGUACUACGACUGCGUCCAAGCAGGCUUCCAGAAGGGGAAAGUCCCAGAGGGGGAAUCUUACUUUGUGGAUUUCGGAAGUACUGAGUGCUCCUGUCCCCAGGGAGGAGGGAAGAUAAGCUGCCGUUUUAUUCCAUGUCCUGAAAUUCCCCCCAACUGCAUUGAAAUUUUACAACCUGCAGAUGGAUGCCCGCAAUGUGGGCGAAUUGGCUGCACCCAUGGCAGCAAGAAAUACGAGGCAGGACACUCCUUUCAGAUUGACCAGUGCCAGGUCUGCCACUGUCCAAAUGAAGGUGGAAGGUUAAUGUGUUCUCCCAUCCCUGGCUGUGACCUUCGUAGUGCCAAUAAGCCCACGUGGGUAACAACUAUUGAAAACAACAACCCUUUGAGAGACAUUAGCGGCCGUCACCACAGCCAACAAACGAGCUCUGUAGAACCAUUUUCCAAACUGGCAGUGGGAAACACUCUACCACUGUAUAAGCAGGACCCACCUAGUUUUGGCACAGAGGAUUAUGACUAUACGCUGGCAGAGCCAACAUCCUCCACAAUCCAAGAUCUGGCCCAACCGCUGGAAUCUACUACAUUACCACCAGCUUACCCAGAGUCAAGCUCCACUUCCUUCAGCUCCCAUGAUGACAGGAGACAUGAGCUGAGAGAAACACAAAAAAGCCCAAAACCAGCGAGAAGCGGCAGGGAUGAGGUCACACAUAACAUUGAUCCCACCACUAUGGGGGCUCAGAGUGAGACAUCAACGUCGCUGACAACCACAACCACACAGAGAGUUACCACAGUGAACCACAGGCCACAACAGGAAAUUGGAGAAAGGACCAUUAGACAUAACAGAAACAGAGUGGUACAGGGCACUUUAAAAGACACAGCGUAUACUGUCCAUGCCAACAAAGCAGGCAGGCACGUUGGCCUUCACAAGCACACUCAAGGCAGUCGCGUGGCGAGUAAUGGAGGCCCCCUUUCUGCCGGUCAUAAGGAACAAGAAAGAGUCUUGGAGGAACACAGGCAGACGUUAAGUGCCACAGUCCAUCUCAGUCCCACCAACAGAGCCCCAGUCAGGAUGAGGGAGGAUGGUGAGGAGCCUCAGAGACAGCCCCAGACACUGCACACCUAUCAAUCCCAGGAUGUGAAGGGAGACACAGAAGUGUCUGUCAAGGAGCUGGUAAAGACCUGCUGUGAGACAGGAGAGAAAUGGGCUUCAGCUAAUGGUCACUGUAACAACAUGGAGCCACCCACGAAAGAUAGGCACUCCAUCUGCUGGACUGCCCAACAACAGUGCUGCCUCGGUUCCCUGAGAGAAAGACGGUGCUUGGCUGGAAUUAAUGCAGCCAGAGCAGGAAGUAUGUGUGAAGAGGAUGCCAGCGAUAAAUGUGGGAUCGAUUCCUACAAGGAGUGCUGUGGCUGCUGUUCACUGGGGUUGCAGUUCCGCAAUGAGGGGCAUCGCUGCGAAGCCCACCAGUACCUGGGCUACCACUGCAGACACAUCUUUCUAAACUGCUGCAAGGGGGAGGAGGGGAUGGCUGGGAAUCAAGACAGCUGGCACACUGUCAGAGAGAGGCCCGCCCUCGACUCCACUUUGCCACCAAAAAAAGUAUCUGACAGCCCGUACCCUAAAGAGGCCUUCUCCAUUGGCGAAGAGAGGGAUGGGGAGAACGCAGUGGAGGGUCCUGUUGAGGUGGAGGACAUAGAUGAGUGCCUGAAAUAUGAGGGCAACAUCUGCCACCACAUAUGUGUCAACACGCCUGGCUCCUUCCGGUGCGAGUGCUUCCCCGGAUACAUGCUCCAAGAGGAUGGCGUCACUUGUGCAAAAGAGGCGGUGGAUGAGGAGAAUAGACUGAAGGAGGAUGGCAGAGCAGCGGUGGAGCCCACCUUGUCCCUUCCACCUCCCUCCCAGCCCACUGUCCCAGUCCACCCCUGUGAAGGAAACGGCCCCUGUGAACAACAGUGCACCCCGGUGGGUGGAAGGCCACAGUGCUCCUGCUACCCAGGAUUCUCCCUUAGGGCUGAUGGACGCUCCUGUGAAGACAUAAAUGAGUGUUUGUCCAUGCAUGCCUGCCAGUUGAAUGAGCGCUGCGUGAAUACUGUGGGGAGUUAUGGCUGUCAGAGACUGAUCACCUGUCCCCCGGGAUACCAGAUCAACAACGACAUUUGUGAAGAUAUCAAUGAGUGUGUGCAGGGGAGCCAUAACUGCGGGCUCGGCUUUGAGUGUGUGAAUACUGAGGGCUCGUUCAGGUGCAACCCCAGACCUCGCUGUCCUGCAGGCUUUAGCCAGGAUGAACAGGGCAACUGUAAGGACAUUGAUGAGUGUGGUGCUUUGGCCCCGCCAUGUAGCCCAGGAUUUAACUGCAUCAACACAGCAGGAUCCUACAUGUGCCAGAGGAAGAUAAUAUGCAGCCGUGGCUAUCAUGCCAGUCCUGAUGGCUCCCGCUGUAUCGAUGUGGACGAGUGUCAGAGUGGCCUGCAUCGAUGUGGAGAGGGACAGCUGUGCCACAAUCUGCCUGGUUCCUAUCGUUGUGAAUGUCGCACAGGCUAUCAGUAUGACUCAUUCAGGAGGAUGUGUGUAGAUGUGAACGAGUGUUGGCGCUACCCGAGCCGUCUGUGUGCUCAGACCUGUGAGAACACCCCAGGCUCCUACGAAUGCUCAUGUACCUCUGGUUUCCGCUUAUCUGGCGAUGGAAAGAGCUGUGAAGAUGUGAAUGAGUGUUUGGCCAGCCCUUGCAGUCAGGAGUGUGCCAACAUCUAUGGUUCCUACCAGUGCUACUGCAGACAGGGCUACUACCUCAGGGAGGAUGGGCACACCUGUGAAGACAUCGAUGAAUGUUCCCAGAGCAUCGGCCACCUCUGCACCUACAAGUGUGUGAAUGUGCCUGGCAGUUACCAGUGUGCUUGUCCUGAAUAUGGCUACACCAUGUCUCCAAACGGACGCUCUUGCAGAGAUAUCGAUGAGUGUGCCACAGGGGCCCAUAACUGCUCCCUAGCUGAGACCUGCUAUAACAUCCAAGGAGGGUACCGCUGCCUUUCCCUCAACUGUCCACCGAACUACCGCAAAGUGUCUGACACGCGCUGUGAGCGGAUCAGCUGUCCCAACUACCUGGAGUGUCAAAACUCUCCUCUGAGAAUCACCUACUACUACCUCAGCUUCCAGUCCAACAUCGUCAUCCCCGCUCAGAUCUUCCGCAUCGGACCCUCCCCCGCCUACUCCGGAGACAAUGUCAUCGUCACCAUCACGCAGGGCAAUGAGGAGAGCUACUUCAGCACCAGGAAGCUGAACGCCUACACGGGCGCCGUGUACUUACAGCGGCAGGUUGAGUUUCCAAGGGAUUUCCUCAUCACUGUAGAGAUGAAACUUUGGAGACAGGGGACGUUUACCACUUUCCAGGCCAAGAUCUAUGUCUUCAUCACAGCCAACUCACUCUAACAGCGCAGAGCUGGAUCAAUGGCCAUUAUGGACCUUAACACAGCUCACGAGGACUUUUCAUAUCACUAUUUAACACUAUUUUUUAUGUCACAAGAUAUACCACUGUCUGUCACAAUUGGUUUGAGUAGUUAACCUUACUUUUGUCCAGCUGAAAUGAAUACUAAAACUUUGCUGUAAGGGUAGUGGAAUGAAACUCUCUACAAUGUGUCAGUUUCUGUUUUCACUGCGAUUGCAUGAAAACCUUGUCAUUUCUUUUUUUUUUUCUGCUCUUGAACUGCAGGUAACCAUGUCAUUAAUUUCUCUGGAUGAGAAAACCCUCUCAAAACGCAUUCCUUAUUCUCAAAAAUCUGUUGAAAUUUGAAUCUAAAAUAAUACACAUGGAGAUACAAAGAUAUUUCUGAUACUAGAAGAAAGAAAUUUGUUGCCAUUGCAUUGAUUAUCUUAACCAGAAAGAUAAAAACACCAAACUCUAGCUUCUGUCAUCUUUUUUAUAUAUUUAUCCUAGUAUUCUGCUCAUACUGUAUCAUCCUGUUAUCAGAUGAAGUGUAACUUGAUGACUAUUGUGAAAGCAAGAGAAAUUGUUUCGUAAGAGUUUCCAUAACAGUGCCUAAACAAUGUUGUCUUUUUUUUUCUUUUACCCUGCACUGCUGUUUUUGUUUUUGUCUCUGAAGUACUUUAAAACUAAUUUAAUAUUACUCUAUAUUGUGUAUUUUUAUAUCCCUGUAAUCAGACACAUUAUUGAUGGAUGUAUCAUAUUUUUUAUGCUAGAUUCAUAAACUGCAAAGUAUUUUAGUAAAAGAUAUAUAUAUAUAUAUAUAUAAAUGCCUCUGUGGUUUUGUGAAUAUUGGCUAAUUGUAUUUAUUAAGAGGAAUAUUGUUUGUUGACUUCACUUGGACAAACUUGUUACGCACCAGCUCUUAUACUGAACAUUAUUCCUCUGUGAAGUUGUUAAAGUAUAUAAUCCAAUAAUCCAUUCUUGUCGGGACAUGUCACAUAGCAAAUAUCCAUGCCUAUUUACAGUACAUACCUCUUCACACCUUGCUCAUGAACUCAACCUGAGCGUCAUCCAUCAGCAUGCACCAGUUUUGAGGCAUGCACAUUUUAUGAUGGCUAAUAAAAGAAAUUAUCAUGUACUUUUUGAUCUAUGAAAUAAAACAAUUAUUAUGGCCUUAAAUUUAUCUGUAAAGUCUUGUAGACUACAGAGUUGAACAGAAGUUUGUGAAAUUAAAAGAGUUACACUUCCACCUACAGGGUGAAUGCAGCCCUGCACCCUAAAAUUCUGGCUCUCCUCAGCGACAACAGUAGUGUCUUGUACAAGAGAACAAGGGAAAGUGCACCAAAUUCUCAUCAAUAGCAAGGACAUUUUAGGUGAUUAAAGUAUAAGAACUUGA